UGUCAAAAGUGUUUAUUAUUUGUUUGCCUAUAUUUGUGGUUUAUCGUCUCAAAUUGCAACGAAUAUAUAUUUAUAGUUAAUGUUACUGUAAAUUAACUUAAAGAACUACUUCAUGGAAGCUACAUGAAUAUAAUAAAGUAAUCAUUAGCGUUGUGGCAAGCGUAAUGGGGUGUCUACAUAGUAAAAAGGAAUCUUCGGAUCUGCACCCCAAUGUGUUCCGUGUUGUAAACAUAGACGAAAACGGUGCGGAUUUGUGCUCUGGACAAUUAGAAAUCACAGAGUCUGAUAUUAUUCUCUAUAGGGAAGGUAGAGAUUCAACAGUAUGGCCCUUACAUUCUUUGAGACGAUAUGGAUUUGAGGGGGAACUAUUUAGUUUUGAGUCAGGAAGACGAUGUGAAACAGGUGAAGGCAUAUAUGCUUUUAGAUGUAGAAGAGCUUCCUUGCUCUUUCGAAGCCUUCAACAACAAAUACAACUGAGAAAUGUCAUACAUGACUCUGUGCCAUAUCCUGUCUCAAGACUAACUCCAUCCCCUCAGGGUAGGCAGACACUACAAGCCAGUGUAGUUCAUCGCUCUUCUAUAGACAAUGGCCAGCCUGAUAAUCACAUUCCACCCAUUAAUAAUAAUCUUGCUAACAACAUACCACAUUCUACUGUGCGUGCAGUAAAUCAAUCACCACGGUCACCUUCUAGUGCUGACAUACUAGAAGUUAUGCCUUUAUAUCCACGUUCUCAGACUAAUGGCAAUCAUGUGACUAAUGUUUACCAGUUGAGGGAAUUUAAGAGAGAACACAAUAAUAAUAAUCAAGGAGAUACAUCUGAAACUCAUCAUGUAUAUAGCAAUGAUCUUAACAGAGAUUUAGCUAUAUUAAGAAACACAUUACGUCAAGAAACUGUUCUAAACACUAUGAGAGAUAUUGAAGAUGAGACUCGAUUUCUUGAAAGUAGAUACAUAAAUGAGACUAUACCCAAUAAACAGAUAAGUAGUCCUUUAUCUCCCACGCUAAGUAGUUCCAGUGAGCAUUAUGCGCAACUUAGUAUUGAACAACAAGAGUCUGCUCGACUCUACAUGAAUAUUGUACCAAAUGAUAAUAAUAUAUCAGAAAACAAUAAAAAUGACACUGUUCCAACAACACCUUUAACACCGAAACAAGUAGAUUAUUGUAAUUUAAGUGUCGGUACAAAGGCCGAAAUUAAUACAUAUGCUAAUUUAGCAUUGGGUGAAAUUGGUGACAAUAUCAAGAAUGUCAAGCAGAUGUUAAAUUUUUCAAACAUAUCAGAGCAUAAUCAGAAGUUUUCAGAGUCGGAUACUUUUACCUCAAUGUCACCAGUAGAGGAGCUAGAAGUAAAUUACGCUAUAUUAGAUAUUGAUUCUAACAAGGAAACUGGCAGGGUAUCCAGAGAUGUUGUAUCCCCAGAGAUGCAAUCUUAUAAUAGUUCUCGAAAUGAGAGCACAGCAUCAUGUUCGUCGCAACCUCGUGGACGGCUUGUGUCACAGAGUAGUGUAGAAAAGCAGGUCACAGCUAGCACAGCUGUAUCUCCCCCUUCAGCCACUAUAGGAUAUACUACUAUCGAUUUUGAUAAGACUGUUGCUUUGACGUCUGUAGCUGCAGGUGCAGAUGUAGACUUAGACGGUCAGCGCAAAACACGGCAUAAUUCCUGUAAUGUAAUAUGUGGUAGUCCUAGUAGCAUUGAUAAAAUGAAGUCCAGUAAUAAUUAGCGAAAUUUAA
Molecule: messenger RNA, 1728 nt
Organism: Achroia grisella
Lineage: Eukaryota; Metazoa; Arthropoda; Insecta; Lepidoptera; Pyralidae
Exons: 2
Coding region: 165-1718 (517 amino acids)
Biological process (GO): cell surface receptor protein tyrosine kinase signaling pathway
Cellular component (GO): cytoplasm
Source: RefSeq, a predicted model, not a curated record